AUGGUUACUAGUGGAGUACCACAAGGUUCAGUACUCGGACCUCUUUUGUUUGUAAUCUUCAUUAAUGACUUAUGUAGAGGGAUUAUUAAAGACACUAAAUUAUAUGCAGACGAUACCAAAGUUAUUUCAAUCAAUCAUUGUUAUGAUAAUAAUAAAAUAUUACAAGAGGAUAUUAACAGGUUAGUUAAAUGGUCUGAAGAUUGGUUAAUUGCAUUUAAUGAAUCAAAAUGUAAAGUCAUGUAUAUUGGCAAAAAGAAUCCAAGAUAUGAAUAUAAAUUGAACAACUCUGUUUUAACAGAAACAAUGAUAGGAAAUGAUCUUGGGAUUUUCAUUUCAAUUAAUCUAGAGUGGAAAUAUCAUAUUAAUUCAGCUAUAGGUCCCCAUUUGGAAUAUGGAGCAACAGUUUGGAGUCCAUUUUGUAAAAAGGACAUUGACAAUCUUGAAAUUGUGCAACACAGGGCUACAAGAAUUGAAUAUUUAAGGGAAAAGUCGUAUGAAGAAAGAUUAAAGAUACUUGAAUUGCCAACUUUGUUUGAUAGAAGAAGAAGAGUUACUGUGACGGUAAACAAAGAUUACGCCAAAGACAUAUUAUUUCAAAUAUUAUUAUUUCAAAACCUUUUAUGGAAAGAAUAUGUUGUGGAAAAAAAAUGUUGUCCCAAGUAUAUAUGUUCAUCAUGUGUAACAAACCUUUAUGCUUUACACAGAGGAAAAACACAAAAAAUUGGGUUAUGGAUAGCUAAAAUAUCACAGAUUGAUCGACAAAAGUUAAAAAGAGCAUCAAAUAUUAAACAAAAGGCAGUAGAACUUGUUCCAGUCAAUGAUGGAAACACAGAAAAUCCUAUCAAACUUCAUAAAAUAUGUUUUCUGUGUUUUUCAGUUACUGGAAGAGGAUUAUCUCAUUUGUGCUGCAAAAGCCAAGCUGUUAAAAAUCUCAUUAGCCAUUCAGAAGCUCUUGGACAUGUAUGUAGUGAACAAAUAGCAUCAGGACUCCUCAAAAAUAAAAUGACGAGAGAAAAUAUUGAACGAGAUGAAAAUUUCCGCCUUAAGACUUUCGGUAAUACACUAAAUGUUGUUGUUGGAAUACCAGAUACAAAAUCUAAAAAAAUAUCACUUAAAAAGUUAUCCUUUGAUGUUAUAAUGGAACUCUCAAACACUUCGAGCUUGUCCAAAAGAAAAACAAAGAUUCUUUGCACUAACUUACGUGAAAACCUAGGUAAAAACAUGGUUGAUACCAAUAUCAUGCUUCAAAUGGAAGGAUUACAUGAUUCUUUGUCAGAGUUUAUGGUGUUGUUAAAGAAACAUCUAUAUCAGGAGAUGAAAAGUUAAUUCGUAGCCUAGUGUUUGUUAAAAAUACAUCAGAUCUUAUUCUUCACACAAUGAACGAGAGAGGCUUAGAUCCUUAUUCUAGUAUAGCAAGAAUUUCAGUUGAUUUAGGACAGGGAUUUCUGAAAUGUGUUUUGAAUGUUUUUGAUCCUUUUGUCAAGCAUUCAAGCUCAAAAAAGCUUGAUGAUGCUGGUGUAAAACGAUCAAUAAUUUUGUCUUUAGUAGAGGAUGUUUAUGAACAAUGGAAAACUUAAUUAUUUUUAUAGCUCCACUGCGGUUGGAAGAUGUUAAAUAUUCAGUUGCAUUUGAUCUUAAAUGCGGAAAUUCUUUAUUUGGUCUAUGUAGCCACAGUGGCAAAUUUGCAUGUCUUUGGUGCGAGGGUGAAUGCUUACUUGAAAGUGGUGUAAAAAGGACAUUUUGAUCCAUAGACAUCAACUACAAGAAGUUUGUUGCUGAUGGUUGCAGACAUAAGAAAAUGAAAGAGUUCAAAAACUGUGUUUCUCCAAGAAUUCUUUAUCUUGAUGAGGCUUCAGAAACAUUGGUUGAACAUAGCAUCCCACCUCCAUAGCUUCACCUAUUUAUUGGGAUUAUUUCAAUGUUUGUGAAGCUCUGUGGCCUGGAUUUGAGCAAUGGCUAAAAACUAAUUAUAUUAUGUUACGAGGCUACAAUGGGAUUGGGUUAGAUGGCAAUAAUGCACAAAGGUUUUUAGACAAUUUAGAUAAUCUAGAGAUUAACCUGAUGAGUGCAGCCUUAACAGAUCCAAAAAUAAGAUUGCUUCUUCCAGUUAUUUGUUGUAUCAGAAAAUUUUCUAUAGUAAAAAAUAACGGAUUUGGAAUGAAAGUAGGGGAGUUUUUCUCUGAAUCUGUUUUGGACUUCAAAGAUUCAUUUCAAAGAUUUCAAGAUCAACUGAAAGAUAGCUUUGAAUACCAAUUAAAUGUUAGCUGGAAAGGUCAUAUACUUGCUUGCCAUCUUUAUCUGUUUCUUCAAUAUAAUAAACAUGGUUUAGGUGUUUAUGCUAAACAAGCAGGGGAGAGUGCACACCACCACCACUACCAAGUAUGGAAGAGGUAUAAAGGACGUUCAGAACAUAAUGACUAUGGAACACAGCUAAAAAAAAGUGUUAUAGAAUUUGGAAAAAAUAAUUUAAAAUAAUACUUUAUUUUGUUGUAUA
This is a messenger RNA of Hydra vulgaris (swiftwater hydra), 2494 nucleotides long. NCBI's taxonomy places the organism in Eukaryota, Metazoa, Cnidaria, Hydrozoa, Anthoathecata, Hydridae. The record is from RefSeq and is a predicted model, not a curated record.